AUGCCACCAACAUCGCAGCCACAUGCAUCCACAUCCGCCACGCCCUCAGCGUCAACAACAGCAUCCGAACGCAAAACCAAACGCAAACGCGUCUCUCGAGCAUGCGACCAAUGUUUCCUGAAGAAAGACCGCUGCGACGGCCUUCAACCCAUCUGCACCUUCUGCUCAAAACUUGAGCGAACAUGCACUUACGACCGGCCUGAACGCAAGCGUGGCCCCACACAGGGGUUGAGACCGAGAUUGGAGCAGAGGAUUGCAGCGCUCGAGACAGUGCUUGGGUUUGUUCUGUCGCAGACGGGGGAGAGUGCGGUGAGGGUGGACCAGUUCAAGCAAGCGUCGGAACAGGAGAGGAGCAAGUGGAGGAAGGAAGGCUGGUGGAAGAGUGGGGUGAGGAAGCAGUUGGAGGUAGAGUUUGGCUUGAAGGACGAUCUGGUCAGCGUUGGUAGUAGCGUCAAACACUCGCCUGCUGCAGCGUCUACCCCUACCGACCUAGAUCACUCGGCCAAGCACGACGACUCGGAGUCAGACUACUCGGAAGUAGACCUCUCCCUCCCACCCACACACCAAACCCAACCUUCCACCUCUUCCUCCUCCACCAACACCCACCCGGCACUCCACCAGCCCAACAGCAGCUCCACCACCAACGACGCUCAACGUGAUCAUCACAACCACAGCGACUCCGACAGCGACCACGACGGCAACGGCCCUCACCACUUUACGCUGCCUCUGCUCUCCUCGGGAAAAGGCGGCAGCUCGCUUAACAGGGGUCUUGUGCCGAGGGGUGCGGAUCCGAAUGCGGCGCUGGGCGGGUUCGAGAUCGAAUUCGGCGGGAAUCAGACGGAUGAGGAUUGGGUGCGCAGCUUUGUGCCGCCUUCGCAUUCGAGGAGGCCCAACCCAGCACCGGCCAGCGAUACCCGACACGGAGGCUCGCGCAAUGGUGCGACGUCUAAGCAGUAA
Sporisorium graminicola is the source of this 957-nucleotide messenger RNA. RefSeq lists its product as uncharacterized. Gene Ontology annotation, molecular function: zinc ion binding; DNA-binding transcription factor activity, RNA polymerase II-specific. The record is from RefSeq and is a predicted model, not a curated record. The transcript has a single exon. The coding region runs from base 1 to 957 and encodes 318 amino acids. Lineage: Eukaryota; Fungi; Basidiomycota; Ustilaginomycetes; Ustilaginales; Ustilaginaceae. Gene Ontology annotation, biological process: positive regulation of transcription by RNA polymerase II.